Messenger RNA from Seminavis robusta, 693 nucleotides. The record is from the annotation of a GenBank genome assembly. NCBI's taxonomy places the organism in Eukaryota, Bacillariophyta, Bacillariophyceae, Naviculales, Naviculaceae.
GGGGAUGGGGGAUGGGACCAUCCGUCCCCCUCCAGCUCAUAAAAUCGAACCAGAAGAUAAAAACAUCUAAAUACAUACAUCAUCACAAUGAACCUUCGAAAGCUAAACUUUCUCAAGAAGAUGACCACUGCGAAGAAGAACACCAAGAAGAACACCAAGACGACCACCACGAAGAUGACCACAACAACAAAAGCAUCGAGCCCCCGUGACUUCAUCGAGGCAGAAAACAACUCCCAGCAAGUUGUGAUUUGGAGCAAGUCCUACUGCCCAUACUGCAAAGCAACGAAGCAGUUGUUCAACUCAAUGAAAGGAGUCGAGGUCGUUGUUCACGAACUGGACAAUAUGAAGGACGGCGCCAUGAUUCAGCAAGAGCUUCUGCACUUGACUGGUCAACGAAGUGUUCCCAACGUAUUUGUCCAAGGUCGCCAUGUUGGGGGAAAUGAUGAUACACAAGCAGCACACCAGAACGGGAGGCUUCAGGAUCUGCUCCUCAUGGAGUACACCCCUGCAAAGCUUGCAGCAAUGUGAAAAUGAGAGUUUGAUAACUGUGCCACAAAUUGAGUUGUCUAGAAACCAAGACCGGUAAAUCAACAACUAGUAAAGUAAAAGCAUUUGUUAGCUUUUUCCUCCACUACCUGGUACCUAGAACCUAGAGUUUUGGCGUUCUGGAAUACUGACCACAAACACUUGUCC